Messenger RNA from Astyanax mexicanus (Mexican tetra), 4055 nucleotides. RefSeq names its product gamma-aminobutyric acid type A receptor subunit alpha6a (gene gabra6a). Gene Ontology annotation, cellular component: neuron projection; synapse; dendrite membrane. The transcript is spliced from 10 exons. Lineage: Eukaryota; Metazoa; Chordata; Actinopteri; Characiformes; Acestrorhamphidae. The record is from RefSeq and is a predicted model, not a curated record. Gene Ontology annotation, biological process: nervous system process; signal transduction; regulation of postsynaptic membrane potential. Gene Ontology annotation, molecular function: benzodiazepine receptor activity; inhibitory extracellular ligand-gated monoatomic ion channel activity; transmitter-gated monoatomic ion channel activity involved in regulation of postsynaptic membrane potential. Bases 91 to 1401 code for a protein of 436 amino acids.
UCCACACACUGAGAGUCACACACUGCAGGAAAACACAGCCUUACACUCGCGUUAUGGAGUUCUGUCAUUGAACGGCCGGGAGUGAAAACAAUGGACAAUAUUUUAACAUUAUUAUGUUUGAUUAGUAUUAGCACUUAUACGGGAAGCCAGAAGAUCAGCUCAGAGAAUAUCACGCGCAUUCUGGACCGACUUCUGGAGGGCUAUGACAACCGGCUGCGUCCCGGAUCAGGAGUGUCAGUAACUGAAGUGAAAACAGACAUAUUCGUCACCAGCUUUGGCCCGGUGUCAGAUGUUGAAAUGGAGUUCACUUUGGACAUGUUCUUCCGUCAAAUGUGGGUGGACAAGAGGUUGGCUUUCGAGGGUCCCAUUGAGAUCUUACGCCUGAACAACCGCAUGCUGGACAAGAUCUGGACGCCUGACACUUUUUUCCGCAACGCGAAGAAAUCUCUGGCACACAACAUGACCUCACCCAACAAGAUGUUCCGCAUCAUGCAGAACGGCACCGUUUUCUACACCAUGAGGCUGACCAUCAGUGCAGAAUGCCCAAUGAAACUGAUGGACUUCCCUAUGGAUGGACACAUUUGUCCUCUCCGGUUUGGAAGCUAUGCCUACACAAACCGUGAGAUCAUUUACACCUGGAGGAAGGGUCUGGAGGCGUCUGUGGACAUCCCACCCGAGUCCUCUAAUCUACUGCAGUAUGAUCUAACCGGACAUACGCUGUCCAGUGAAACAUUUAAGAUCAGCACAGGCCAUUAUUCCGUCAAAGUUGUUCAUUUUGUCCUCCAGAGGAAACUGGGAUACCAUUUGAUCCAAACCUACAUUCCCCUCAUCAUGGUGGUGGUGCUGUCACAAGUGGCCUUCUGGAUCAACAAGGAGUCGGUCCCUGCUCGCACUGUUGCCGGAAUCACCACAGUUCUGACCAUGACCACCCUGAGCAUCAGCGCCCGCUCCUCCCUGCCCAAGGUAUCGUACGCCACGGCCAUGGACUGGUUCAUUGCGGUCUGCUUUGCGUUCGUAGCCUCUGCUCUGGUGGAGUUUGCUGCAGUUAACUACUUUUCUACUCUGGAGGCCAACAGAAUGAGACGCAGAGUCUCCAGAGGAUCCGUGUUGGAGUCCAUUGCUGAGGGCAGCGAUGAUGAAGAAGACUCGGUGUCACAGACCAGUGUUGGAGGCCGGGUAAGAAAGAGGAUGGGCUCCAUCUCUGAACCCCCCAAAACCCGCCUACCCAUCUUCCUCCAGCAGGGCUCGGCCGUACCCCAAAACAUGUCGCUGGCAGGGACCAGCCCCAUUGACCAGUACUCCCGCAUCCUCUUCCCACUGGCCUUUGCCAUUUUCAACAUCAUCUACUGGUACAUUUACCUCAGCAAGGACACCAUAGAGAAAUCCAGGGAGAUCGACUGAGUUUCUCAGGCACGCGGUUCAGCUCGGCAAGCUCAUGCACUGCUGCAGAACAAGCAUCUGCAUCUGAAAGUCUACAAUAAUUAUUUAAACAUUUAUAUAAUUAUUAAUCUGAAUACAUUUAGCACUAAUUAUUAGAACAUAAACUCUGUUUGGUAAGCUUAUUGACCCUUGACCUACAUUUACACAGUUGAAUCCAAUUAUGAGAAAGGGUUAAGGAGCCAAUUGCAAGUUUUUCUCCUCUUUUCUCAUCUUCUCUGAAGAGUGGCAACAUGGGAGCCUCAAAACACUUAAAUUCACAAAUGUCCUGAAAACAAAGACUCUUCAGCAUGAUAAUUUAGAGGAAGGAUACAAAAAGCUCAAUAAUCUCAGAGAUUUCAGCUUCAGUUUCCACUGUGAGGAACAGAGUGAGGAAAUAGAAGAUCACAGACACAGUUCUAGUUAAGACCUGAAGUGGCAGAACAAGAAAAAUCUCAGAUAAUCAGAGGAGAAGGAUGGUGAGAACAGUCACAGUCAACCUACAGACCACCAGAGCUCCAAACACCUACAUCAUCAUCUUACUGCAGAUGGAGUCACUGUGCAUCGUUCACUAUUCACUAUUCAGCUCACUUUACACAAGGAGAGGCUGUAUGGAGGAGUAAUUAAUGCAGAAGAAGUCUUUUCUGAGCACACGCCACAAACAGAGUCACUUGAGGUAUGCUAAAGCAAAAACACAUUUAGACAAGCCAGCUUCAUUUUGGAAUAAGGUUCUGUGGACUGAUGAAUCUAAACUUGAGUUAUUUGGAAGGCGGUUAUUUAUGCAUUGAGGAAAAAGAACACAGCAUUCCAACAUUAACACUUUACUGCUCCCCACAGCAAAAUUGGGUGGUGGUUCAUCAUGCUGUGGGGCUGUGUGACCAGUGCAGGUACUGGGAAUCUUGUUAAAGUUGAGGGUCUCAUGGAUUCCAGUCAAUAUCAGCAUAUUCUUGCAAACAAUGUUCGAGAAUCAGUGAGAAAGUUUGAAGUUAAAGCGCCGGGGCUGGAUCAUUCAACAAGACAACGACCCUAAACACUAAACACUAAACACUGCUCAAAAUCUACUAAAGCAUUCAUGCAGAGGAACAAAUACAACACUCUGGAAUGAUCAUCUCAGAUCAUCUCAGUCCACAGACCUGAAUAUUAUUGAAAAUCUGUGGUGUGAUUUUAAUGCGGCUGUUCAUAAUCAGAAACCAUCAAACCUGACUGAACUGGAGAUGUUUUGUAAAGAAGAAUGAUCCAAAAUACCUUCAGCCAGAAGCCAGACUCUCAUUGUAAGCUAUAGGAAGCAUUUAGAGGCUGUGAUUUCCUCAAAAGGAGGAUCUACUAAAUAUUAAAUGUAUACACCUGCCUGAUUCUGUUUAAAGAAUUAUUGUACACUUUCUGUAAAUUCUAUAAACUUUAUUUUACUUCUCAAAUAUCACUCUGUUCGUUUGUUAUAAGAUAUAUUUAACUGAAAUUGCUGAACUCAACAACCAAUGAUUUAUAAAGGAGAAGCUACAGAAAAACUGCUGCAACAGAUGUCUGUACCUAUAGACUCCUGAAAAAUCUAUUUGUUAAUUUAUGUAAUAAUAUAUAUUGAAAUAUUGGAAAUAUAGAAAUGUAAUAUCAUAGAAUGGUUAUAUUAUGAAAUAUUACAAUACUUUAAGCAAGUCUAUAUACUGAUUAAUAUUUAAAAAAUGAUAAGUACUCUAAAAACUGAAAAAAAAAACACAGAGAACACAUAGACAGAGGUUGCAUUUACGGUAAAACUUUUCUGCAUUAUUUUAGUUUUUGAAGUCACGUUAAAGUUUACAUUGUAUGAAUAAUGGUUCACAGUUUUAUUAUAUAAUUUCCCAAUUACAUUAAAGAGCCCAUAUCAUGGAAACUCAAUGACCCUGGGUAUUUUUUAAAAGAAAGUAGUGUGGGAUGCAGUUUAUUGACAAAUAAAAACCAUUAAAUUCCCUCUCUAGUAGAUACAGUCUUCACAUGCAAACUAAACCAUAAAAUGUUCUGAUUUGAAUUCAUUAUGUGUGUGAUAGCAGAGAAGCAAACAACAAGUCAAACAAUUAAUAUAACAGUUAAUAUAAUCAGUAUAGAUGUUUUGGAUACAGUCAUGUCUUGUUUUAUGUAUUAUAUUUUAUUUUUAUUUUUUUAAUACCAGCAUAUGCAUUUGUAUGGUCUUCCAGAUCUCACCUUGACUGCCACACUUCCCCUGAAUAUCCAGUCCCUUAUAACAGUCCACUAUGUUGAAACCACCAGCCUUCUUAUAGCCUUCUUUGCCUUGUGGCAGUUGUUUUUUUUUUCAGUUUCUUUAGUUUUUUGACAGUUGUUUAGAUGAGCCUGUGUUUGGUGAAAGUUAAUACAAGGUUAGUACAACGCAGGACAGCCAAUCAGUCUACAGAUCAUUGACACAAUGCAGUUUUAAAGGUACAGAAACAAAAACAGCCAGUUUAGGUUUAAACAGUAGGGAUAAAAAGAUGAUUUAUGGCUGUUCUGGGUAAAUGAACCCAAACAUAUGGUAUAAAUGGACCUGAGGGGAACCUGAAUAAACUGAAAGAAAUAUGAACCUAUAUAAGGCAGAUUAAACUGUAUUUAUAUUCUGACAAUCUCUUUUUUAUUUUAUCAUUAUUUCUUUGUUCAUUCAUUGUCUCUCAUCUCUC